Messenger RNA from Malania oleifera, 1577 nucleotides. RefSeq names its product sphinganine C4-monooxygenase 1-like. NCBI's taxonomy places the organism in Eukaryota, Viridiplantae, Streptophyta, Magnoliopsida, Santalales, Ximeniaceae. Gene Ontology annotation, molecular function: oxidoreductase activity; iron ion binding. The record is from RefSeq and is a predicted model, not a curated record. Bases 572 to 1348 code for a protein of 258 amino acids. The transcript is spliced from 2 exons. Gene Ontology annotation, biological process: lipid biosynthetic process.
AGGUCAAACAAUAAAUAAAAUCGAAUCAAAAGUAACAGAAGUAUGGGACAAAGUAAAACAAACAAAUGGGUUUUAUAGGAAUUUAGGAUUUUGAUUUUUAAGAGACAGAAGAAAACGUUUUCCUCUAGAAGUUCUUCAGUUUUUAUCUGGAUCACAGCCGUCUCUCCGCACGUCACUAUAUAGCCCUUGUGGUAUUUUUGUAGAACACAGACCGCCAGCACCCUUUUUUGAUAUUUUCUGUGCGCCGUAGAAAGUCCCUUUCAGUUUCAACGACGACUCGCUCGAAGGCUUAUCCUUCCUGUGAGCAAACCCUAGAACGCGUUGUCGUACCAACUCUCCCUCUAUCUCUUAUCUGAUCCCUUUUAUUUAAUUUUUUUUUUGCAAUUAUUGAGGCACAGGGCGGGUCUAGGGAGAGAGAGAGGGGGAGGAGCAAAGGUUGGGGAUUUUUGGUUUUGCUCUUGCCGAAUACAUGGGUGGUUUCAAUACUGGGUUUUAAUUUUUCUGGGUCUCUGCUUUGAGAGGUUUUUGUUCUUGUUUAGAUUUGAUUUUGCUUUUUGGAGUGAUUUGGGAAAUGGGUUUUGCAAUAUCGGAUGAAUUCUUAGGUACUUUUGCGCCAAUCGUGGUGUAUUGGGUGUAUUCCGGGAUGUAUGUUCUGUUGGGGGUUUUUGAGAAUUAUAGAUUGCAUACCAGGAAGGAGGAAGAUGAUAAGAAUUUGGUUUCGAAGAGCACUGUAGUCAGGGGCGUUCUUCUUCAGCAGAUGAUUCAAGCUGUCGUCGCAAUCAUCUUGUUCACCGUGACUGGAAAUGAUGAUGGGGCUGCUGUAGGUCUCCAACCUUCCCUCGUUGUUCUGGCACGACAAAUCCUUACUGCAAUGCUGGUUUUAGACACCUGGCAAUAUUUCAUGCAUAGAUACAUGCAUCAUAAUAAGUUCUUAUAUCGACACAUCCAUUCACUGCACCACCGGCUUGUUGUGCCCUAUGCUUUUGGAGCCCUGUACAACCACCCUCUGGAAGGGCUUCUCCUCGACACAAUUGGUGGGGCUCUAUCUUUCCUCCUCUCGGGAAUGUCUCCACGGGCCUCCAUCUUCUUCUUCUCCUUUGCCACGAUCAAAACGGUGGAUGAUCACUGCGGGCUAUGGCUUCCCGGGAAUCUCUUCCACGUGUUCUUUAAAAACAACACGGCUUACCAUGAUGUCCACCAUCAGCUUUAUGGUAGCAAGUACAACUUUUCGCAGCCCUUCUUUGUUUUGUGGGACAGAAUCCUAGGAACCUACAUGCCUUACUCGCUUGAGAAGAGAGCAGGUGGUGGUUUUGAAGUCCGGCCGACUAGAGAUUGCAAGGACGACUGACUACAUGGUGUACAUAUCCACUUGUCACCCAAAAAACAAAAAAAAGUUUCUUCCACUGCUGCUUCCCCUACCUCCCCCUGUACGCCAAAUUGCUAAUAUUAUUUGUAGAUAUGGUUGUUGUACCUUUUGAUUUCUUUUUGUUUAUAUAAAUUUUGAAUAACCCAUGAACUCAGGUGUAUUCAUGGCACUUGUUUUUAGCAGGUAUUGAUUUGUUUUGAGGUUUUGAAAA